Molecule: messenger RNA, 489 nt
Organism: Chaetomium strumarium
Lineage: Eukaryota; Fungi; Ascomycota; Sordariomycetes; Sordariales; Chaetomiaceae
Product: mitochondrial large subunit ribosomal protein-domain-containing protein
Exons: 3
Coding region: 1-489 (162 amino acids)
Biological process (GO): translation
Cellular component (GO): mitochondrial large ribosomal subunit; ribosome
Molecular function (GO): structural constituent of ribosome
Source: RefSeq, a predicted model, not a curated record
AUGUUGCGCCCCGCGGUUCUCUUCCGGGCCAUAGCUGCCCCUCCGCGGUGGAUGCCGCUGCCGCUGCCGCUGCCCCGACAAUUCGCGCCAUCUCUCAUCCUCACCACCUCCAGAAGCGAAGCGCCAACGAAAGCCCCGCCAGUUCCCAACCAAACGAAGAAAGCAACGAAACCAGCCAAACAACAACAACAACAACAACAACAACAACAACAACAACAACGACCAAACCAAAGAAAACCGCCCUUCCACGUCGCCCGCACACCAUCAGGCAACCUAGCCGUGUACGAGCUCGCCAAGCGGGGCGGCAACAAGAAGCUGACACUGCUCAAGAAGAUCGAGGGGGAUCGGGCGGCCCUGCGCGCCGCGCUGGCAGAGGGCCUGAAGAUCACAGAGAAGGACGUCAAGCUGAACACGCUGACGGGGCAUCUUCGUGUUGAGGGACAUCGCAAGACCGAGAUCACCGCGUGGCUGGAGCAGCAGGGGUUUUGA